This is a messenger RNA of Pteronotus mesoamericanus, 534 nucleotides long. RefSeq names its product chromosome unknown CXorf65 homolog (gene CUNHXorf65). The transcript is spliced from 6 exons. Bases 1 to 534 code for a protein of 177 amino acids. The record is from RefSeq and is a predicted model, not a curated record. Lineage: Eukaryota; Metazoa; Chordata; Mammalia; Chiroptera; Mormoopidae.
AUGUUCAUCUACAUCAAACAUGGAGAUAAUCAGUGUUUUAUUGUCAAUACCAACUGCGCUGUUUGCCACUUGCUGACUUACGUCCGCAGUAAAGUGGGGUUGCCUAAAACAGACACCAUCGAUUUGUGUGAUACAGCGGGGACAAUGAAGUUGUUCUUCCUGAUGAAGAUACCUGGAAACUAUGCCAACAAAUUCCUUACAGCUCGAAACACCUACUAUGUUUGUAGGGUGGCACGUGGGACACCAGGAACCCCACUGCAGAACGCCUACAUAGCCUUUGUACCCCUCCUGAAGGAUCCAGAUCACACAAUAAUCGAUGCCUUGCGCACACAAUGCGACAUACUGGAGAGGAGCCGACAGAAACUGCUUGGACUCCAAGAAGCAAAGAAAAUCUCUAAAAUGGAAUCCACGGUGAACCUUUUAACCAAAAAGGGUGACGACAAGACUUCUCGCAAGGGACCGUUCCAUAAGGCCAGGGUAGGCUUUGUCACUACAACGAAGCAGAAACCAAAACCAAAUAAAGUGACCAAGUGA